This is a messenger RNA of Silurus meridionalis, 2711 nucleotides long. RefSeq names its product glucuronokinase with putative uridyl pyrophosphorylase. The record is from RefSeq and is a predicted model, not a curated record. Gene Ontology annotation, molecular function: glucuronokinase activity; ATP binding. Lineage: Eukaryota; Metazoa; Chordata; Actinopteri; Siluriformes; Siluridae. Bases 58 to 1902 code for a protein of 614 amino acids. Gene Ontology annotation, biological process: biosynthetic process. The transcript has 23 exons.
CUGGACUAUGAGCUCUUUCAGAACACGUUCACACGUUGCAAAUAACACGCAUUUACAAUGAUUUGUAUUUUACUUGUUGCAGGCCACGGUACUGUUUUAGAGACGCAGAUUAAGAAUGAUGUCACAGGCUUGUACACACAACUGGCUGGGGUGCCAAAAGCAUUGCUACCUGGUGUUGGGGGAAAGAAAAUCCUAGACUUCUGGUGGGAAACUGUCAACACGCGACAACUCUUCAGUGAAGUCUAUUUGGUUACAAAUGCAGAUAAGUACAAACAUUAUGAGCGGUGGGCGACCGCCAAUGACUUUCCAGUGGAGAACGUGGUUAAUGAUGGUAGCACCACUUUGGAGGAUCGGCUUGGGGCCGUUGCUGACUUGGAGCUGGCUAUCCGAAGCCGUCAUCUUCAAGAUGACAUCAUGGUGAUUGCAGGAGACAUGCUUUGUUCUGACCAGAACUUUGACAUUGCUCAAGUUAUUCGUUUUUUUAGGUCCAAGUCUGGAGAGCUGGCUAUUUAUUAUGAGCUAGAGGAAGGUGAGAAAUGUUACACCAGAGGCAUUGUAGAAGUUUGUCCAGAUUCUCAUAGAAUAAAGCGUUUCCUUGAGAAACCACAGGAGGGCGUCACGGCAUCUCGUCUGGCCAGUGUGGUCUUCUACUGCCUCCGCAAAGAGACGCUAUCUUACCUCUCAGACUUCCUGCUCAAGCAGCCGGAUGUGGAAUACAGGACGUUCGGCAGGUUUUGGGAAUGGCUUAUAAAUGAAGAACAAUUUCCUGUGUAUGGAAUGAAGCUGCCCACAGGGUUCCAGUUAAUUGGACAAGUGGGUCUGUCUGACUACACAAAAUGGCUUGCACACUACUCAACUAAACAGCAGGAGCUUCCAGCGAAACCAAUCACAUUCCGCUCCUAUGCUAGGGUAGGGUUGAUGGGAAAUCCCUCUGACGGCUUCAAUGGCAAAACCAUUGCUAUGACCAUCUCUAAUUUCUGGGCCGAAGUGACAUUAAUAGAAAGCCAAUCUCUGGUCCUUCUUCCUCAUCCACUGAAUGAUCCCACUGAGUUCGGCAGCCUACAGGAUCUGUUUCGCAUCAGCCACAAAGAAGGGUAUUUGGGAGGUCUGAGACUGCUACAGGCCACUUGUAAGAAGUUUUAUCAGUUCUGCUCAAAUCAAGGCAUUGCCCUAACCAAGCAGAAUUUCACUCUUAAAUAUGACACCAACAUUCCACGGCAGGUGGGUCUAGCUGGCAGUAGUGCAAUCGUGUCUGCUACCUUGAAGUGCCUGAUGAAAUUUUACAACCUUACAGAAGAUGAUCUUCCUAAACCAAUCCGAGCCAACUUUAUACUGAAUGUGGAGACUGAUGAGCUCUUUAUCACGGCUGGGCUCCAGGACAGAGUGGUGCAGGUAUAUGAGGGUUUGGUGUACAUGGAUUUUAACAAGCAACUAAUGGACAAGCAAGGUUAUGGGGAGUACAUUACUUUGGAUAUGAGCAGUCUUCCCACAUUUUGGUUAGCUUACUUGGGGGAUCCAAGUGACUCUGGCCGCAUUCACAGUACUGUGAGAGAGCGCUGGUUAAAGGGUGAACCUGAUGUUGUGGAAGCCAUGAAGCGCUUUGCUAAUCUCACAGACCAGGCCCGGGAAGCCUUCGAAUACAAGGACUGGCCCAGACUGGCCCAGCUAAUGGAUGAAAACUUUGAACUGAGACGGUCUGUUUACACUGAAGCCUGUUUGGGCACAGGAAAUCUCAGAAUGGUACAAAUGGCACGACAGUUUGGCUCUGCUGUGAAAUUACCUGGCAGCGGUGGUGCGGUAGUGGGCCUGUGUUCGGAUCCUGACCGAAUGGUGGAGAUGAAGAAAGCAUUCCAGGAGGCUGGCUUUGUUUUCUGCCUGGUUGUGCCUCACAGUCCAUCUUAAUGUAUGAUGUAGAAGUCAUUUUCUAUUGACACCAUAGAACAAAUUAGAUAGCAUUUCUGUGUCUACACACUCUGCUCUCCAGGCUUAAGGAAUGGUAACAUACUAGAGGUCCUUACAUCAUUAGAGUGUAACCCUGGUCACAUAUCAUAGUCAUUGAGCUCCUGCUGCUGUGUGUUUCAGGCCAGACAAACAAUUGUCUAUUUAAAAGUGCUAUCAAUGGCAGCAUUGUACACCCUUCCUGUCCCUGUGUCUCAGUACAAUAAUGGCCAUAGACUCAUAACCAAAAUGUUUGUUGGAAGGAGUGCAGUGUAAUUUUUAUGAAAGCAGUCAUGUUUUUUUUAUGUAUAAUAAAUUUGAAACCUAAGAGUUGCAUUAAUGGUUAGCAGAGCAGGCUUUUUUGAACAGCAAGCUCUGAUACUGUAAUUAGCUGGAAAUGUUAAUUAUAGUGUAAAAUGACAGAGGAUAUAAUAAUAACAAUUAUACACUAAUGCACUUUUACACAAAUUUAUUAAAAGGUGCUUCCAUAUAAAAAUUCUGAUCUGAUUAAUCAUGUGUUUAAAUUAUUUACCGUGCAAUGUAUUUUUUUUGCGAGAUGAUAUGAUAUUUUUGUGAUAUUUAGCAAAUACACUAAUUGUAUUUCACAGUAUUUAAUUUGGGUGACAGGGUUGUACUUUCAGUUGCUCAACAUUGCAGUGUCAUGGAACUUAUUUUUCUUCAUACUAAGAUAAGAUCUUGUUUCAUACCCUAUUUCAUGAAUGAAGACAAGAAUGCACAAAUAAAGCAUGUGCACAAAUAAAGCAUAAAGUCAG